GUAAUAACAAGUUAGCGUUGACAGCAUUUUCCACUACCUUGGCAGAAUAUUUGCUUCUUACGCAGGACGUGCUCUAUCGUCUGCACACGAUGCUGGAGUAGGUUGUUCCUUAAAUUUUCUAUGGAUUGAGGGCAAGAUCAAUCUGUCAUCAUGUCUUCCAAAGCGUGGAUUGACGAGUUGUUGUCAGGUGGAAGGCAUGAUAAGCUGCUACAGUGCAAUGGCUACCGAUUUUGAGGACAGUGGCUUGAACAUCCCCUUCAUCAGGGACAUCAGGCCCAACUAUGAUACCUCUUCAGAGGUUUGCAAGCCUCUGACAUACACGUCGCUUCCAUUACCUCUGGCUGAGCGUGCAGUCCGUCUGUGCGUCCUUCCUUUGCAAGAUUCUCAAGAGGUGGUACAGGCUGCAUCGCAAGUCACUGAAGCCAUCAAGGCCCUGCUGCCUGCUGGCACUCAGGUGUAUGUAAACGCCCCGGAGAAGCUGCACAUCACUGUGUUUCACAUGUCGAGACCAGAUGACCCGCGGCCUUCAUCCAUGAGUGCAGCUGAUGAUGCCAUCACAGCAGUGCCCAUCACUGACAGGAGAGGGCCUACAGAUGAGGAGAUUGCCUCAGAGCUGGCAGCCAUGACAUCCAUAGUCCAGCAGAUGCAGCCAUUAGAGCACUUGGAGGUGAGUAGUAUAGUGCUAGCUGACAGCGGCACGCUCCUGCUGUGCAGCAUUGACCGGAGAGCGGACAUCACAAAGCUACGGCAGUCUCUGAGGGCAGCCUAUCCAGGUGCCCCCAAGAAGCAGACAAGUAUCAUCCAUACAACACUCAUGCGCAUCCUCACUCCAGAGCAGCUGCCUCCAGCGUCCGUUGCAGCUAUUCAAAGGCAGUGUGCCCUUUGGACUGAGAGGCUUCGAGGGACUCGUCUCACCAUUAAAAAAGCAUGGUAUACAGUUGAGAGCGUCUUUUCUAUUAUUGAAGGCGAGACUUCAGAGGUGCUGAUUGGCAGCACUGCUGCUUAGCAAGAGUAUCUUCAAAAGUCCUGGGAGUCCCCAGUAUAAAUUUUCACAGUGUCGUUGAUGGCAUACCAAAGCAACAGGCCCAAUGCCAUUGGGCCUAUGGAUGGCAAAGCUAGAACAAUUCAGGCUCUGUGGUAAGAUUCUAAUGCACCUGUUUUUAGAAUGACAUCGUGUACUUUUGUGAUGCCCUGGCGAAGAACACACUUACAGUUGCCUCAUGUUAUGGAUUACACAUGUCCACGUUGACCAACAAGCCCCGUUCUCAUAUACAAUAUCGAUAGUCCAUCUUUAUUUCCGUUUCUUGCGCUCCCACUCUGAAACAAAAGGGUGAACCUUCCGACUUGGCAAGAAGCUUUUUUAAACUGGAACGACUUGCAAAAGGGUAAGUCUGGUCUAACAAAGGAUCCCUGUGAAUCAGACGCAGUGCAGGUUUUAGGUCCCCACCUGCUGCUGCUCAAAGCAGAGAAAAUCGAGAUGUGACAUCAGCGACUCCUAAGACGCCGAGUCAUUGACUACCUGAAACUUGGCGCAGCAAUAUGCCUGUUGCAAAAAUGCAAGAGGACAUCAGCACAUCGCCAUACUGUGCACAUCAGAUGUGCCUGAUUCUUUGAAGGCAUCCCUUACUGACCUAAGCGGUCGCAGACAGACACAUAGAACGCUGAACCCAAAGGAUGCUGAAUACAUCAGCUGUGUCCAGUAUCCCCUGUGUGCUUGGCAACCAAGGGUGCCCAAAAGUACAAAGUGCAACUGCAACGCUGCUGACAGCUCCUACUUCAUUCCCACAAAAACAAAGAAACAGUGCUGCUCGCUCCAGGGAAGCAACACCGGCUUACGUGAUGGCACACUUGUUCUUGUGUACACUAGCUGCAAUUAUAAAAC
This is a messenger RNA of Coccomyxa subellipsoidea C-169, 1882 nucleotides long. RefSeq lists its product as hypothetical. The coding region runs from base 197 to 1006 and encodes 269 amino acids. The transcript has 7 exons. Lineage: Eukaryota; Viridiplantae; Chlorophyta; Trebouxiophyceae; Coccomyxaceae. The record is from RefSeq and is a predicted model, not a curated record.